AUGGAUCAGCAUGGUGAGCCCAUACGAAGCUUGUCUAGUCGAGCAAGCCCAGUAAGCGGCAACGGCUCUAUUUGUGGCCUUGAAGCGCGUUUUAGACUGCGCCAGGACUCACUGACCUGCAGUCUUCGAGAUGAUACUCUAAACUGUCUAGAUCAACAGGAUAAAGGGACUGAUGAUUCCGGGGAUGAUAACGAAGAGGAUGAUGGAGUUGAUGAAGAUGAGGAUGAAUAUGACGAGGAAGACGAUGGUAGUGUAGAUGUUAAAGGGGUUAGCGAAGAUGAUCGAGAUAAAAAGAAAGUAAGUGAUUUGAGCCCGGUCACUAAUGACGAUCGUUCUUGGCCUAUUCAUCCAAGUUGCUUUAAGCAACCCCUUGGCCUCCGACUUGCUCUUAAAGAUCCCUCAGUACAUCGAAUUCCAGACCUAUGCACCACCGGUUUCUGUGAGCCAGAUGAAGAUGGGACCUUUGAUGAUAGAACUAUCUUGCCUCAAAAGCCAUUGAGACAUAAACUACGUGAGAGUGUAUCCAAUGAUGACCCUGCAAGUUACUCUUCCUUACUGAGGACGACCGCUAUUUCAGGAGCCACUCGGUCGAGAGAAAGAUCAAGUCCCGGAGUUCGGUCGGCUCAUCUAGAGGCUUCUACCAUUUGUGACCCGGAAUUUCCUUCACAAGUAAACUUAUCACUGUCUCGACAGAACGUAUCUGAGACAUUAACUGCAGGUUCGAUAACAUCUGCCGGUAUUUCGACCGUUUCUUCAAGAUCUGGUGUAACUCGUUUGGAGAGAGCAAUGCUCGAAAGUAGGAGGAUACCAACUGCGGGUGGUCGACAUACAAUUAGCUACUCUUCAGAACGCGCCUCGCAUGGAGCAAGAGCAUCUAUUUCUGCUUUUCCAUUUAUCGCAUCUCAAAGUGAGUAG
Protopolystoma xenopodis is the source of this 915-nucleotide messenger RNA. The record is from the annotation of a GenBank genome assembly. NCBI's taxonomy places the organism in Eukaryota, Metazoa, Platyhelminthes, Monogenea, Polystomatidea, Polystomatidae.